This is a messenger RNA of Neurospora tetraspora, 1780 nucleotides long. RefSeq lists its product as uncharacterized. Bases 97 to 1614 code for a protein of 505 amino acids. The record is from RefSeq and is a predicted model, not a curated record. The transcript has a single exon. Lineage: Eukaryota; Fungi; Ascomycota; Sordariomycetes; Sordariales; Sordariaceae.
GUUAGUGCCAGCAAUCCUCCUGUCCUCACCGUUCAUCUUCGUUCAACCAUCAUCAUCAAGUCCUUCCACGAACAACAACCGGGCAACACAGCAACAAUGGCGACCCUCACCAUCCCGCCAACCCAACAAUCCACCACCGCAACCGCAGCCGCAACCACCACCCCCUUGGAUGCGCCCAUAACCACCCAAACAACCCCUCAAACCCUCACCAUCUCCCUCCAAAACAACACCCCCUCCCCCACCGUCUACGCCUACAUAACCGGCCAAACCCUUUCCGGCGGCACCCUCUUCAUCCUCUCCUCCACCGGCACCACCCCCUACACUUUCCCCUCGCCAAUAACCCAAACCCUAACCCCCAUCCCCUCCUCCCUAAUCUCCAUCCCGCUCAACCCCCCCUCCUCCCCACCUAAGACCGUCACAAUCCCCCGCUUAGCGGGAGCACGGAUCUGGUACUCGGUCGGUUCCCAACUCCAAUUUUUCUUGAAUCCGAUUACCGGCCAGGAACAAGAUGGUAAAGGGCGGGGGGUAGCGUUGGUAGAACCGAGUGUGACGAACGAGAGUGAUGUCAACUAUGAGAAGGAGUGGGGGUUUGCCGAGUUUACGUUUAAUGAGUAUCAGCUGUUUGGGAAUGUAUCGAUGGUGGAUUUUGUGGGGAGGUGUCCUGUCUCUCUUGGAGUAAUCAGAGAUACGGGGAGGGCGGGAGAUGUGCAAGAGGUGGAGGGGAUGGGGUAUGGAAGUGGAUUAGAUCGGGUUAUUGAUGGAUUAAGACAGACGGGAGGGGAUUGGGAAAAACUGGUCGUAAGAAGGAAACAAGAUGGGGUGGUGACGAGGGUGUUGAGUCCCAAUUCGGCGGUGGUGAUGGCUUCCCAGAGGGGCGAGAGGUUGUUCAGCGGGUAUUAUGACGGGUAUGUGAGGGAUGUUUGGGAGAAGUAUAAGAGAGAAGAUUUGGUGGUGGAUACGCAGAAUAAAUGGGGGGUGGUUAGGGGGAGGGUUGAUACGGCGACGGGGUUGUUGACGUUCCCUAUCCCGGGUUCCGGCACUGGUGGGAAGAUUACAUUCGGACAGCCGUCGGCGGCGGAUAUCUUCUCUUGCUCCACGGGUCCGUUCGCCUUUCCACCGUUGCCGGCGAACCCGACCGAAGCCGAUCUCGAUGUCCAGGCGUUUCGAGGAAAUGUCGGGGCGCGUCUGGCGGCGGCAUUCAACAGGAGUACGUUGUUGAUUAAUCCGAACCAACCGGCUGGCGAGGUGAUCAGUACGUUCUACAAGAGCAAUGCGGUGACGAACCACUAUAGCAGGGUGGUGCAUGAGAAUAGCCCGGGAGGAAGGGGGUAUGCGUUCCCAUAUGACGACGUGUCGAGGACGGAGGAGGAGAAUGUGGCUGGGACGGUGGCAGCCGGGGAUCCCAAGGUUUUUGUUGUGGCGGUGGGUGGUGGAAAGGUGAACUUUGCGGCGUUGGGAACGGCGGGCGUGUCGAGUGCGGUGACUGCUACCGGCGGUGCGGAGAAGGGGGAGAAGAGGGUGGCUACUGAAGACAGAGGAAUGAGAAGUGGGAGAGGGAGGGUAAAGAGAAUCAGAGGGUUGUUGAGGAGGGCUGUGGGUUGGGUGAGAGGAUGAGGUGUGGUUUUUGUUGUAUCAUUUUGCUUCUUCUGGCGCCUGUCUUUCCUGUAUUUAUGGUGAUAUUUUCAUACACAUAGCGAUCAGUACCUAUCUCGUCUUCGUUAACUAGACACGAAUGUCAAAAUAAGCUUAUUUCGGUGAUAGUGGAGCGGGAAGAGAGAGC